CACGGAUGCAAACGAGGCUAUCACGGCAAAGUAUGUCGAUACAAUACAAUCAGCAAGGGCCAAGCCUUUGAUCGACGUUUUUGGGAUUCGCGGUCGGUUCUAAGAGUCGACGACGGGUGUGCCGGAACGAGCCUUGGCAGGUCGGCCACCGACGUCGCUGCACAUGAACCUGCAAUCAAGGUCGUGGCCGUGUCUUGGACAGCGACGUCGACAAGCAAACCAAGGGCUGCUUCCGAGCUUCUUUAGCGUAUUGAAGCAGGUUGGAGGGAAAAAGAAGGGGUGGUGAGGGCAUCUGGGCGUACGAGCACGACUUUGCGAUGAGGUCAAGGCCGUGUUGGCUGCCUCACGAGGGCAGGAAGAAGGGGCUGGAAGGUAUGGCUGGGAUGUCGUCUACAGUAAUGGCAAGACGAUGUUCAGGUGGUUACGCUGGGUGAGGCUGUUUGAAGGCUGCUGGAGGCUGAUGGGGCUGAUGGAGGCUGUUUGUUGGGGGGUGGGGGUGGAGGAGGCCGGAGCCGGCACAAGGCUGGGCAGUAAAGUAAGCUUUGGACUCGGGCUUUUUCAGUCGGCCCAAAGGGGAAAAGCGACCAGGUACCCACAAUAUAUGGAGCUGAUUGAUAUUUGGCCUUGCAAAUCAUGUUUCGGACUCGUCACCAGCGCCUAAUGUCCCGAUAGUGUUGAAUUGAAUAGUCG
Messenger RNA from Cucurbitaria berberidis CBS 394.84, 690 nucleotides. RefSeq lists its product as uncharacterized. NCBI's taxonomy places the organism in Eukaryota, Fungi, Ascomycota, Dothideomycetes, Pleosporales, Cucurbitariaceae. The record is from RefSeq and is a predicted model, not a curated record. The transcript has a single exon. Bases 410 to 661 code for a protein of 83 amino acids.